Pestalotiopsis fici W106-1 is the source of this 1392-nucleotide messenger RNA. RefSeq lists its product as uncharacterized. Bases 1 to 1392 code for a protein of 463 amino acids. Gene Ontology annotation, biological process: transmembrane transport. Gene Ontology annotation, molecular function: transmembrane transporter activity. The transcript has 2 exons. The record is from RefSeq and is a predicted model, not a curated record. Gene Ontology annotation, cellular component: fungal-type vacuole membrane. Lineage: Eukaryota; Fungi; Ascomycota; Sordariomycetes; Amphisphaeriales; Sporocadaceae.
AUGAAUCCCGAUCAAAACCAUGCAGAUGACAGCUGCCAGGUAAAUCAAACUGUCCAACCCUCUGGGUUGUUGACUACAUCUGAGAAGGACCUACGCAAUGAACGCGAACGUAGUAUCUCUUCGCCAACCUCCUCGGACUCGGAGGAUCGCCAUGACGGGGACAAGGAUCUAGAGGAACCUUUUCCCGAGGGCGGCUUUAGGGCCUGGCUCGUCGUCUUCGGCUCCUUCUGUACCAUGCUGUCGGUCUACGGCUUGAUCAAUAGCUCGGCCGUCUUCGAGUCCUAUUUUGCGACACACCAACUUGCCGACUCCGACUCCUCCACCAUAGGAUGGAUCUUCAGCUUGUACUUGUUUGUCGUCUUCUUUGCUGGCAUCCAGGUCGGCCCCAUCUUUGACCGCCAUGGUCCGAGAUUGCUCGUUGCAGUGGGCAGUAUUCUGGUUGUCGCCAGUCAAAUGAUACUCGGUCUUUGCACAGAAUACUAUCAGAUCCUCUUGACCUAUUCGGUACUCCAAGGCCUUGGUGGUGCUCUGCUGAACGUGCCCGCGUAUGGAAUCAUUGCGCACUACUUCAAGAGACGCCGUGGCCUUGCUACUGGCAUUGCUUCUACCGCUGGAUCGAUUGGUGGCAUCAUGUUCCCACUAUUACUGCAGAGCCUUUUGCCGAAACUCGGAUUUGCAUGGACCACGCGCAUCAUUGGCUUCAUCCUAUUGGGCUUGGCAAUUCCGUCCAAUUUGCUGCUGCGCACCCGACUGCCCCCUAGCGACAAGGUAGUUUCAGUAAUUCCUGACUGGUCGCUGUUCCGAAAUCUCAAGUUCACCCUUACUUGUGCUGGAGUGUGGUUCCUGGAAUGGGGCCUGUUUGUUCCCCUCACAUUUGUGGUGUCUUAUGCUUCCGACUAUGGCCAGAAUGCCAAUGCCGCCUACAUCCUUCUGGUCUACCUCAACGUUGGUUCAUUCUUUGGGCGCUUUCUCCCUGGAUUCAUUGCCGACCGUAUCGGACGAUUCAAUGUCAUUAUACUGACGAUUUCACUGUGCGUCGUGACCUUGUUGGCAUUUUGGCUGCCCUCGGGUUCCUCACAUGCACUGCUCAUUGUCUUUGUCGUGACCUUUGGUUUUGCUAGCGGUAGUAACCUCGGUCUGUACCCAGUAUGCCUUGGUCAGCUUUGCAGUUCGAGAGACUACGGUCGUGUCUACUCUACAUCGCUCAUGGUUGGAAGUUUUGGCACCUUGACCAGUCUACCGAUUGGAGGCGCGCUUCGCGAUGUGGGCGACCUACGCCAGGGCUGGCUUGCACUUAUUCUAUUCUCGGCACUCUCCUACUUCAUUGCGAUGAGUUGUUUCCUGGGUGUCAGAGUUUUGGCCGUUGGCUGGAAGGCCAAGAAGGUUUUCUAG